AUGCUGAAUUACUACGGUGCAGAUUCCUCUGGGUCAUUGGAUACAGUAGCCUCAACAAUUGGCAGCUCUUCUACGGUUGGGCAAACAAAAGGCAACUAUAAGGCUUCAUUGUUUCCUUCAACCAAUACUAGCUUUCACAAUGAUUUUAUGACCGGAGUCGGCCAACAACAACAACCGCAGACCUCGCCUCUUAAUAACAGUGGAAUGACAUUUAUGGGAGACAACACCCCAUACAGACAGUCUCUGAAUCCUGGAGUUAGUAAGUUUGGCAACAAUUACACUUACAUGUCGGUGUAUCAAGAGCCCUUUAACUCAAAUAGCAACGACAAUGGCCACAAGAAGCGUGAAGAUUCCGCUCAACUUCUAGCUCUAGAGCUGCAAUACAAAAACUCCCAGAUUGAAGCUUUAGAGAAAGAGGUUGAGCAAUUGAACCAAGAGAAGCUAGAAAUGGAGAGCCAAGGAAAAAACGAUGCAAUGUCCGGAUCGUCGCACAUUGGUAACUACGAGCAAUUGUACACAGAAAUGUCUACUAAACUGAACGAUGUACAAUCUGAGCUUGAAGACACCAAAGAACGAUUAGAGUGCGUUUUAACCGCAAUUGCGAUGAAUCCAGUACAAGGACAAUAUCAAGCAAUUACGAAAGAUGGACGGUACGAUGAGCAGGAGAUCGCUCACAAGGUGUUGACUAAACUACGUUCGUUGACUAAAGAAAAUGAAGAAAUGGCAAAAAUGCUGAGUUACGGACGGUCUAAACAGAAAGACAUUGAGAUCGGUCUUCUGAAGGAGGAGGUGAGAAGUUUGAAGGAGAAACUCAAAGUACAGGAGCAGUGA
Messenger RNA from Komagataella phaffii GS115, 831 nucleotides. RefSeq lists its product as uncharacterized. The record is from RefSeq and is a predicted model, not a curated record. NCBI's taxonomy places the organism in Eukaryota, Fungi, Ascomycota, Pichiomycetes, Pichiales, Pichiaceae. The coding region runs from base 1 to 831 and encodes 276 amino acids. The transcript is spliced from 2 exons.